AUGAACCUCAGCGAGUCUGAAGACGAAUCCGAGGUGACAGCUCCGGUGCUGGCUAGGGAACUAUCACCCGAAGAACACGAGCUAGUGGUGGCAAGGAAAGCUAUGCGGAAGUGGUGGAGAUUGGCUGGGCUGAACACUCGCCACGCGAUGGGUUACGAAGCAGGUGAAGAACUGGGAGUUGGCUGGACCAGAGGGAUUUGCCCACAAGUGGAGGGACGCAUCAAGAUGAUGCUGCGUGUGCUUUGA
Messenger RNA from Aureobasidium vineae, 246 nucleotides. NCBI's taxonomy places the organism in Eukaryota, Fungi, Ascomycota, Dothideomycetes, Dothideales, Saccotheciaceae. The record is from the annotation of a GenBank genome assembly.